This is a messenger RNA of Saccostrea cuccullata (small rock oyster), 972 nucleotides long. RefSeq lists its product as uncharacterized. The transcript has a single exon. Bases 1 to 972 code for a protein of 323 amino acids. NCBI's taxonomy places the organism in Eukaryota, Metazoa, Mollusca, Bivalvia, Ostreida, Ostreidae. The record is from RefSeq and is a predicted model, not a curated record.
AUGCUUUUGGAAAAGCUUAGAGAAGAGACAGAAGAGCUUCAACAUUGUCUUGCACCAGGAUACGAAAUACUUAUAUCUGAUCUAGAACAUAAAAGAACACUUCAGGAAAGAUCCCACAAAGAGGUACGAGAAAAUAUAACUGAGCAGGGCACCUAUCUUCACCAGGAACUGGAAAAAAUCAUCCAAAGGCAUCUGAAUGAAGCAAAGAAAUUGGAGGAAGAAGACCUUUCCAUUAUAGGAAAGCAGAUUUCAGAUAUGAAAUCAAUUCUCUCUGAGAUUCAGAAAAUUAUUAAAGAAAACGAAAAUCUUCUAAAGACGAAAAUCAUAAAAUAUGUUUUGAAACAUGAGUCGGAAAAUGAAAGAUUUCGGGAAGUACAAAAAUUAAUUGAAUUAUCGCCUCCAUCUUUCGUGUCUCAAAGGGUCCCUCAGGAAACAUUAAGUCAGCUGUUUGGGGUGCUAACCUGUUCUGUCAGAAGAGAAAUUUGUCCUUAUCCUAUACCUUCUGCGACUAAUCUUCGUAGCAAAAGAGAGGGCCUCAAAGUACCAGAAAUAAUUCGAACAUGGAAAACUGGAUUGAAAGUCUCACAAAAAAUUUCUUGUUGUCUCGAAUCGGAUGGCUGUUACGUUAGAUCUGGUAACACUAUCAAACAAUUCAACGCAGCUGGAAAAGAGUUAAGUGUGACAAAAUUAAAAUCAGAAAGUCAUUUUCUCAUUGAUAUAACAGUUUUGAAAAAUAACACUCUGUUUUUCAGUGACAAUCGCGACAGAAGUGUUAAUUCUGUAAAAGAUAACAAAAUAAAAACUCUAAUAACAUUUGAUGGAUGGAAACCAUUGGCCAUUUGUUCUUCCUCUACUGGUGCUAUUUUAGUUUCAAUGCAAACAGAUGAUGAGACACAAAGUAAAGUUUUCCGAUACUCUGGGACUACAGCUUCACAAGAAAUUCAGUACAAAGAUUCAAGUACACCUUUGUAA